Messenger RNA from Anopheles funestus (African malaria mosquito), 495 nucleotides. RefSeq names its product enhancer of yellow 2 transcription factor-like. The transcript has 2 exons. The record is from RefSeq and is a predicted model, not a curated record. Gene Ontology annotation, biological process: poly(A)+ mRNA export from nucleus; positive regulation of DNA-templated transcription; regulation of transcription by RNA polymerase II. Lineage: Eukaryota; Metazoa; Arthropoda; Insecta; Diptera; Culicidae. Gene Ontology annotation, cellular component: nuclear pore; SAGA complex; DUBm complex. The coding region runs from base 117 to 392 and encodes 91 amino acids. Gene Ontology annotation, molecular function: chromatin binding; transcription coactivator activity.
ACCGUGACCCGUUGUGCCAGAUUGUCACCAUAUUCUACCCAGCAUCCAAGCUUGCCGAAGCAUAAAAUCCAAUAUCAGAAAGCAUCAGCGACCCUGCAGCUAGAAAGUGUAUCAAGAUGUACAGUAAAAGUGUUGACCAAAUUACUAUCCUGCAAGGAGAUCGCACAAAGUUAAAAGAUUUGCUACGCUUGCGGCUCAUCGAGUGCGGUUGGAACGACCAGGUACGAUACCUCUGCAGACAGGCGAUAGUGGAAAAUGGUCACACAAACGUGGACGGCGUCGUGCAAGUUGUAACGCCGGAAGCUCGUACCCUGAUUCCUGAUGUGGUGAAACGGGAGCUACUGCAGAAAAUUCGAAUGAGCUUGGUACAGCAGGAGAAGCUCGACUUGUAACUGUCCUCGGCGACCCCAGAACAGAAUAAGAUAAGUUUAAGUUAAGUCGAUAUAAACUAUGUUUUAAUAGAAAAUGUCAAAUAAAGCAAUCAUAUGAAUAUAG